Rosa chinensis is the source of this 1290-nucleotide messenger RNA. RefSeq lists its product as uncharacterized. NCBI's taxonomy places the organism in Eukaryota, Viridiplantae, Streptophyta, Magnoliopsida, Rosales, Rosaceae. Bases 428 to 928 code for a protein of 166 amino acids. The transcript is spliced from 6 exons. The record is from RefSeq and is a predicted model, not a curated record.
UCAAUCUCUUUUGGCUUGGUUUCUAUUUUGGGCUUCUUGUUAUUACUGGUGUUCAAUUUUAUGUUUGAGGUUUUCAGUUAUGAUCUACUAGAAUGUAGAAAUAAGUAUAAAAGUUGCAAACUUGAUGACCAAUUUCCCUCUUUUCUCUGCAUGUCAAAUCCUUUUGUUUUUGGUUUGAAUUGAAAUGGUGUUUUAGGUUCAGCCAAGACAUUGUUUUGCUUAUGAAAGUUGGAAAAUUUCUUUCUUCUAGUGACUUUUGGUUGCUUGUAAAGAAUGGUAUAUAUGUGUUGAACUACUUGAUUGACUGGAUUUCAUUUUUGAGUAUGCAUAUCCAUUAUAGAAGAAAAGGGUUCCUCACUAUGCUUGAAUUUGGGUUGCUUUUGACACUGGAAUGUAAGCAAAUAAUGGCCUAGUGGUUGUUGUUGUAAUGAAUGGCGUCGUUGCUUUGGUGGUUGUUGUAAUCUGUUUGGAGAGUAGAGUUGUUUUCCAUUCAUUUGGGAGAUACAUUCAGGUGCCUCCGCCUUUGAAUUACCUUUCGGUGACUACUACAAUGCUUGGAGGUGCAGCUGGAGCUGGUGUCUAUGCGCUGGGUAUGAUAUCUGAUGCCUUCAGCUCCUUGGCUUUCACUGCUCUGGCUAUUGUAGUUAGUGUUGCUGGAGCUAUCGUUGUCAGAUUUCCUGUUUUGGCUUGCACAGAAAUGGUUAUGCCAAUGUCUAGUAGCCGAGAUAGAAGCAUGUUUCAAACAUAUGAUUAUAAUUUCUCCUCUUUUCAAGAGUGGUGCUGGAAGCAGUUCAAUGUGAAACCAAGGCCUACAUGGAUAACAACAGAGUUUGGUGGACAUUUGGCUACUAUUUGGUUGGAGCGCAAGGAUUCCCUAGCUGGAGCAGUACUUUUGGCCUUAAGGCAACAUUGUUAUGGAGAAAUUUGAGAGGAGGGGCAUGAAGUAACAAACCAAGUAGGGGAACAUAUCACCUCAAGUACGAUUCCGGAUUACUCGCAGCAGCCCCCUAUUCAGGAACUAAUUGGGAGGGAUCUUCAUGAUAUAUAAUGAAUGGAAAUUCAGACAUAUUUCGAGGAGGCUUGCAACAACACUAGAGUAAUUGGUACAUGAAGUAGAUCGAGGAAGAUCCCUGCAAAGUUCAUCUUGAAGUAGAGGAAAAUAACUAACUUGUAAAGCUUAAUUAUUGAUCUUGUAAAUUUUGGUAGAAGCUUCAAUAUUCAUUUUGUGACAUUUAUGAGGAAAAUUAAUGUGUAACAUUUCCUUUUAUAUAAGCUUCAUUCCUUUUUGUA